UGUACUAAAUUAAAGUAAAAAAAUGUAUUUUAAACUCAAACUUUAAAAAGGAAAAGAGAGAGAGAGAGAGUGGUCUGAGUCACAAUUGGUGUCCAUUGGUCUGAUUGAUUUAACCUCCACACAGUCUCCCUUGUUUUCUUUCAAACACCACAGAGAAAGAGAGGAAGAAGAAGUGAGUCCCCCACUUCUCCCCUUUUUCUCCACUCCCCUUUUUCUUCCAUCCGCCGUGGAAAUCGAGCUCCACCUCCAAUAGAACAACGGCUUCUCCCACUUUCUCUCUCCCUUUCUCUCUCCUCUGCCCCCUCACAAUCAUAUUAAAACAGUUAUCAUUCUCUUUACUGAACGUGGAGCUUCAAACCCAAUGCUGGAUCUUAACCUCCAAGUUGUUUCCUCUGAUUCGGUUGAGAUGGUUACUGAGAGGCUUUUCCAGUUUCCGGCGAUCAGAAUGGAAAGCGCCGGUAGCUUUAACGGCGAUCUUUCUGCCAGCACUACCGGCGACGAGGACUCAUCUUCCAACGCUGAUGAAGCUUUCCCGUUCGCCUUCGGUAAGGACUGCGCGGUUCAGGAAAACUUAACGGCCAAGUCACUCUGUAUUUCCGAUAACCACCGCGAUCAGACGAUGGAGCUUUUUCCAUUAACAGGCGGGUUAUCUUCUGGUUCGAGUUCUCAGAAGCAGUGGCUGGAGGUUUCUCCGCCGGAAUUUCACUAUUGGGGGGGAGCGCCGGAGCGGCGAAUAACAGCACCGCCGGGGCAACAACAGCAUCAGCCGAUGAGGAAGAAUCGGCGAGGUCCAAGGUCUCGAAGUUCGCAGUAUCGCGGCGUUACCUUUUAUCGAAGAACAGGAAGAUGGGAAUCGCAUAUUUGGGACUGCGGGAAACAAGUUUAUCUGGGUGGUUUCGAUACUGCACACGCGGCUGCUAGGGCGUAUGAUCGGGCGGCGAUCAAGUUUCGAGGGGUCGAUGCAGAUAUCAAUUUCAAUGUCAGUGAUUAUGAUGAAGAUAUUAAGCAGGUGGGAUUGGCUAAGUUAAUACUCAUUACUGUCAGAACUUCAAACUCUUUCUCUAACGCCAUUGAUGAAGAGCUUUACUCUUGGCUGCCAUUAAUGUCCCAGAUGAGUAAUUUUACCAAGGAAGAGUUUGUUCAUAUUCUUCGCCGCCAUAGCACUGGAUUUUCGAGGGGGAGCUCCAAGUACAGAGGGGUCACUCUGCAUAAAUGUGGGCGAUGGGAGGCUCGGAUGGGCCAGUUCUUGGGCAAGAAGUACAUAUAUCUUGGUCUCUUUGAUAGUGAGAUUGAGGCUGCAAGAGCAUAUGACAAAGCUGCCUUGAAAUGCAAUGGUAAGGAGGCUGUCACAAACUUUGAACCCAGUUCUUAUGUUGCAGAGAUGGCUUCUGAGGCGGCUGGCACAGCAGGUUUGCUCCUUCUCUGGCUAUACAAUUUGGUCACUCGAUCGAUCGAGUUAACAUUCGGUAUCGAAAACUGUGUUGAUUAUGUCCCAUAUGCAGAGAACAACCAGAUUCUUGAUCUGAACUUGGGAAUUGCUCCCCCAAAUCUCUGUGAGGCUCAAAGUGAGAGCAUUGCCAUGUUUGAGAGAAGAGCUAUGCCUGAGAACUCUGUUUCAGCAGCAAUUAGAUCAUCCCAUUCACAGCCGUAUAGCUUUGCAGUGCCUUCCAAUUACCAUUCUCCUUGGAGUGUUUCAAACUCCAGUUUCUUUCCCAACUCAAGGGAAAGAGCAACAGAGAUGAGGAUGGGGGUUGGGUCAUGGGAGUGGCAAAUCCAUGGCCACCCAAGUGGAACAACCUCCGUGCCACUCUUCUCUGCUGCAGCAUCAUCAGGAUUCCCUUCUUCUUCUUCUUCGACUGCCAUUCCAUCAGCUUCAUCUGGUGUUGGUGAAACCCAUUUCCCAGCAAUCUUCUACUGUAGGAGUUGAACAGAGAUAGAGAGCACCGGGUGGAAUGGGAAGAAGGAACACAAAUAUCUCACUUCAAAUGCAUCAUUCUUUCUUUGUUUCGGAAAGAUUACAGGUAACCCAUAGUCUGAGUCCGCUGCCUUAUUUCAACGCCCAUUUAUUGAUGUAUUUUAAGAUUCUCAGUAUGUUGAGAUUACUGGAUGUUCAUAUCACUCAUUUCCUUUUUUCUUUUAUAGCUUCAUUGACAAUGUUGUUAUGUUGUUGGCCUUAUUACUGAACUUAAGGAUUGUAGAACUGCUUGGGUUUUGCCCUAAUCUUGCAAGCUACACCAUGGCUUUCCUUCA
Cucurbita pepo subsp. pepo (vegetable marrow) is the source of this 2250-nucleotide messenger RNA. NCBI's taxonomy places the organism in Eukaryota, Viridiplantae, Streptophyta, Magnoliopsida, Cucurbitales, Cucurbitaceae. The record is from RefSeq and is a predicted model, not a curated record.